AGCAAGUACUUUCUGGAACACUUUCGAGUUAGGGUUCAGAGAGUGAGUGUGCGUGUACGAUCUACGAUGGGAGAACCAAAGCGAACCCCUCUGUUGAUCUUCGCGGUGCUCCUCGUGAUUUCCACCUCUUCGUUGCAGUUUCUCUCCGCUUCCGAUGAUGCGAUCUUCUACGAAUCGUUCGAUGAGGAUUUCGAAGGACGUUGGAUUGUCUCUCAGAAGGAUGAAUACAACGGUGCCUGGAAGCAUGAUAAGAGUGAGGGGCAUGAUGACUAUGGACUUCUGGUCAGUGAGAAAGCAAGGAAGUAUGCUAUAGUUAAAGAACUUGAUGAGCCUGUGAAGCUUAAAGAUGAAUCAGUUGUUCUUCAGUUUGAGACUCGCCUUCAGAAUGGCCUUGAAUGUGGUGGUGCAUAUCUGAAAUAUCUUCGACCACAGGAGGCUGGAUGGAAAUCCAAGGAAUUUGACAACGAAUCUCCAUAUUCUAUCAUGUUUGGUCCUGACAAGUGUGGGGCCACAAACAAGGUGCACUUCAUUUUCAAGCAUAAGAAUCCCAAGAGCGGGGAGUAUGUUGAACACCAUCUCAAGUUUCCCCCAUCUGUCCCGUCUGACAAACUAUCUCAUGUGUACACUGCCGUUUUGAAGCCAGACAAUGAGUUGGAAAUUCUAAUUGAUGGGGAACAAAAGAAGAAGGCAAAUUUCUUAUCUUCUGAGGAUUUUGAGCCUUCUCUUAUCCCUGCCAAGACAAUUCCAGAUCCUGAUGAUAAGAAACCUGAAGACUGGGAUGAGAGAGAGAAAAUUCCAGACCCAGAUGCAGUAAAACCAGAGGACUGGGAUGAGGAUGCACCCAUGGAAAUUCUUGAUGAAGAAGCCGAGAAACCUGAAGGAUGGUUAGAUGAUGAGCCUGAGGAGAUAGAUGACCCAGAUGCAACCAAACCAGAAGAUUGGGACGAGGAGGAGGAUGGUGAAUGGGAAGCCCCGAAGAUUGAUAACCCAAAGUGUGAAGCAGCCCCUGGUUGUGGUGAGUGGAAGAGGCCAAUGAAGAGGAAUCCAGCUUAUAAGGGAAAGUGGCAUGCCCCACUAAUUGAUAAUCCAGCAUAUAAGGGUAUAUGGAAGCCCCAGGAUAUUCCAAACCCUGACUACUUUGAACUUAAGAAACCCGACUUUGAGCCUAUUGCUGCUAUUGGUAUUGAAAUUUGGACAAUGCAAGACGGUAUAUUGUUUGACAACAUUUUGAUUGCUCAAGAUGAUAAGAUUGCAGCGUCCUAUCGGGAGACUACAUGGAAGCCCAAGUUUACCAUUGAGAAAGAGAAACAGAAGGAAGAAGAUGUGGAGACUGGAUCAAGUGGUCUUGCUAGCUUCCAGAAGAAGGUAUUUGACCUGCUAUACAAGAUCGCGGACAUUCCCUUCCUGAGUGCCUACAAGCUUAAAAUAUAUGAUAUCAUUGAAAAGGGUGAAAAGCAACCGAAUCUCACUAUUGGAAUUCUUGUAUCCGUGGUGGUUGUCUUCUUGUCAAUUUUCUUCAGGAUCCUAUUUGGUGGGAAGAAGCCGGCAACAAGGGUGGAGAAGACAAACACAGAAACAUCCACUAACCAAGGCGGUGAACAGAGUGAAGAAAACAAAGAGGAGGAAACCGCUGCUCCCCCUGCCCGAAGGAGGGUAAGGCGAGAUGAUUGAAAUGAUUGAGAAACUUGACAGGGGCGGCCAUUCAAGAUCACCAUAGAUAAAUUUUGAGCUUAGUUGGACAUUAGGUUGAUUCCAUAGCACUUUGUUUUUCAUUUUGGUAUUUUGAAAGAUGAUAUGCGUAUGGAAUGUAAAUCAGAUAUUCUGUAUUGUGCUGGUCACUUUGUAGACUUGAGUAUUUUAAGAUAAUUAAGGUUGUACAAUUAUUUUUCUAGUA
Lotus japonicus is the source of this 1894-nucleotide messenger RNA. RefSeq names its product calnexin homolog. The record is from RefSeq and is a predicted model, not a curated record. Gene Ontology annotation, cellular component: endoplasmic reticulum; endoplasmic reticulum membrane. The transcript has 6 exons. The coding region runs from base 67 to 1671 and encodes 534 amino acids. Gene Ontology annotation, molecular function: calcium ion binding. Gene Ontology annotation, biological process: protein folding. Lineage: Eukaryota; Viridiplantae; Streptophyta; Magnoliopsida; Fabales; Fabaceae.